This is a messenger RNA of Sitodiplosis mosellana (orange wheat blossom midge), 2191 nucleotides long. RefSeq lists its product as uncharacterized. The transcript has 4 exons. The record is from RefSeq and is a predicted model, not a curated record. Bases 1042 to 1788 code for a protein of 248 amino acids. Lineage: Eukaryota; Metazoa; Arthropoda; Insecta; Diptera; Cecidomyiidae.
UUAAUCUUUUGAGCACAACCUGCUGAUGAUAUUCUCCUUAAUGUUUGUUCAAUUUCUUGAACUCUACGUGUUGAGAUUAGAAAUUCAUUGAAUUUCCUUCAAGCCUGAACUUACGGGCAUGAACAAAAUUAUCAGUUUUCGGUAGAUUAUGACGAUGGAUUCCGUAUUGAUUAGGAGCUAAUUCUGCCCAUAAUAAUCUAUUAUAUUUAUAGUAUACUUUAUCUCUUUAUUGUGGUACUAAUCAAUUGUUUUUCUUUAACAAUUUUCCCGUACCAGGUCAAACAAGAGGUGUAAAUAGAUAUAGAAAUAUGAAAAUUGCGAUCACACUAUGCCAAAAGAUGCAAUAUCGAAUAAAGUCGUCAUUCUGUUUAUUAUUAUUCAAUUAGACGCUGUCUACAAGACAUCAAGCUUUUUCGUGCUUAAAUAUCAUAAGACAUAUAAAAUUGUCUGAUUUUAUCUCUUUUUUUCACUUUAUCAUCUUACUACUACUACUAAUUGUAUUAAUAGAGUAUACGUGAUGUAAAGAAACAUAAAUGAAAUUCAUCCUGAAAUGAAUAAAAAUAUGACAAAUAUUGUCAUUUCAUGUAAAUAAUUUUUCAUUAAUUAUGUGUUGUCUAAUAUUUUGUUUUCAAAACAACCAUGACCAAGAUUUCAUUUACGUAGCUUGCAAUUUCCUGUAUUUUAUCAAAUUGCUAAAUAGACGGGAAAUGUAUGAAAUAAAAUAUAUUAUAUUGAAAAACGGAAAACUCUUAUUUCCUUACAUCAACAAUUCUUAUUUCCUUACAGAACUGAUCAUCGAAAAAUAAGUCGUGCAAUAUAAUACAUAUCGUCCUUUGUUAAUUACAACUUAAGAUAGAAAUAAGAUAUUUUUACAUAAAUUAUUGGUGGAAAAAUUAGGGAACAACAACAAUGCAUUAUAAUCAUAAUUUGAUAUCAAUUAUAUGGUGCUUGUAUUACGAGAUUUACUUUUAAAGUUUAGUUUGGUGUAAAUAGAUUUCAAGUUUACCCCGGAGACAAUUGUUCCUACAUCGAAAUAUUAGAAUGUUCAAGUUACGAAACUCUUCGCGAAAAUCAUCUUCAUCGGAGUCACCGAAUUCCCCAGAGACAUUAGGCUCUAAAAAUAUAAAUGACAGUGUGGCGAAAACUGUGCAAACAACUUCAGUAUCGGACGUUGCAACAAUGAAUGUUGACGGAGUUCAGAAAAGCAGCGAGUUAGACAAUUCAUCCAAAUCGAUAUCUGAUACAGUUAUUGAAACAGUUUCUUCCACAGUCCACAUAAGCAAUACCAAUGAUGAAUUACCUGUGAGCAAUACAGACUUAUCAAUUAUCGGUGCAGCAUCUACUGAACAACAUACAACAGACGAAAUUAGCAAAAGUCAGUCACUUACUGAAGUCAAGUCAAGGCCUUUAGAGCGCACUGGAAAAAACUGCAACGAGGGCUACUUCAUUGAUGAUCGAUCCGAGAUAAACAUAAACUUUCAGAAAUAUCGUAUGGUUUUUGUGGUGAACAAAGACGCAGUUUUUUACAAAAAAAGUGCUAUCCGGCAAGCAAGACAAACUCAUCCAAAAGUGACAAAAGCCAGAGCUCACAAAUUCCACAAAUUUGUGCAGAAAUGGUGUGAGGAAAAUGUGAAUGAGGAGCAGAGAAAGCAAUGUGCUGACUGGUUUAUGGGCAAGCAAGCCGACCAGAUACCAAAUAUUAUCACCAUUAAAGUUCAAGAAAACGAUUUGACAAAAACGCCAUACGCCCUGUAUAAUCGCUACAAAGUGCAACAUUUAAAUAACUAGUUAUUAAACUGCACAAUAUUGUUGAUUUGCCUGUAAAUAAAAAAAUCAAAGUACUCGCAUUUUCGAUAAGCACGUAUAUUGAUAAUGCAAUCGAUGAAAAGAUACUUUGUAAAUGACUUGAAAGAUCUAUCUCUAAUCAUAUUGGAUGAAGGCAUCUCCGAACAACAUUUUCAUAUAUUCAGUUAAACUCAGGAGAAUAAGGAAAACAGAAAACUACACGUGAUUUCCGACCUAGAGAAGAACACAGAAUUAUAUUCCUAACUUAUUGCUUCAAAUUGUUUUACUUCAAUGUAAAAUUCACUUUUUUAGGAUGAAUGAUUUCGUCCGAGAAUUUUCUUAGUAUCACCCAACUUUUUUAUGACGAAAGAAAGAAUUAAAAUAAAGUUAAAUAUUGAAAUGAAAA